This is a messenger RNA of Ailuropoda melanoleuca (giant panda), 2793 nucleotides long. It is a transcript of the gene ENTPD3, whose product is annotated as ectonucleoside triphosphate diphosphohydrolase 3. The transcript has 11 exons. The record is from RefSeq and is a predicted model, not a curated record. Gene Ontology annotation, molecular function: GDP phosphatase activity; ribonucleoside triphosphate phosphatase activity; UDP phosphatase activity. The coding region runs from base 103 to 1773 and encodes 556 amino acids. Lineage: Eukaryota; Metazoa; Chordata; Mammalia; Carnivora; Ursidae. Gene Ontology annotation, biological process: nucleoside diphosphate catabolic process. Gene Ontology annotation, cellular component: plasma membrane.
CUCCCCUGCCUCCGCAGAGCCUCCUGCGAGCUGGCCGCCGGCUGCCACUGCGGCAGCGCCUCUCGCCCUCCUCCCACCGUCCGCGCGCAGUUGGGAGGAAAGAUGUUCACCGUGCUGACCCGCCAACCUUGUGAGCAAGCAGGCCUCAAGGCCCUCUCCCGAACCCCAGCCAUCAUCGCCUUGGUGGUCUUGCUUUUGAGUGUUGUGGUACUUGUGGCCAUCACACUCAUCCAGUUUCACCACAAAGAGGUCCUCCUUCCAGGACUGAAGUAUGGGAUCGUGCUUGAUGCCGGGUCUUCCAGAACCACCGUCUACGUAUAUCAGUGGCCAGCGGAGAAGGAGAAUAAUACUGGAGUGGUCAGCCAAACCUUCAAGUGCAGUGUGAAAGGCUCUGGGAUUUCCAGCUAUGGGAAAAACCCCCAAGAUGUCCCCAAAGCCUUUGAAGAUUGCAUGCAAAAAGUCAAGGGGCAGAUUCCAGCCCAUCUCCAUAGAUCCACCCACAUUUACCUGGGGGCCACGGCUGGGAUGCGCUUGCUGAGGUUACAAAAUGAAACAGCAGCUAAUGAAGUCCUUGCAAGCAUCCGAAACUACUUCAAGUCCCAGCCCUUUGAUUUUAGGGGUGCUCAAAUCAUUUCUGGGCAAGAGGAAGGGAUAUAUGGAUGGAUUACAGCCAACUAUUUAAUGGGAAAUUUCCUGGAGAAGAACCUGUGGCAUAUGUGGGUGCAUCCAAAUGGAGUGGAGACCACAGGUGCCCUGGAUUUAGGGGGUGCCUCCACCCAAAUAUCCUUUGCCGCUGAAGAGAAGGUAGGGCUGAACACCAGCAGCAUCAUGAAAGUGUCCCUGUACGGCUAUGUGUACACGCUCUACACACAUAGCUUCCAGUGCUAUGGUCGGAACGAGGCUGAGAAGAGGUUUCUGGCAAUACUCCUUCAGAAUUCUCCCAUCAAAACCAAUAUCAUCAACCCUUGUUACCCUCGGAAUUAUGUCACCACCCUCACUGGGGGCUACAUAUUUGACAGCCUGUGCACAGCAGACCUGAGGCCUGUAAAUUAUGACCCUGAUGACAUCAUCACUUUUGAAGGAACCGGGGACCCAUCGGUGUGUAGGGAAAAGGUGGCUUUCCUGUUUGACUUCAAAGCUUGCCAUGACCAAGAAGCCUGUUCCUUUGAUGGGGUUUAUCAGCCAAAAGUUAAAGGGGCAUUUGUGGCCUUUGCAGGAUUCUACUACACUGCCAGUGCUUUCAAUCUUUCAGGGAGCUUUUCCCUGAACGCCUUCAACUCAAGUACCUGGUAUUUCUGCUCAGAGAGCUGGAGUCAGGUGGUGAGAUUCUUUAAAAUGUGUUCUGAAACAUGCCUUUUCAAACGGGCCUGCCUCAUCUGUUUGGAACCUCCUCUUCAGCUCCCGCUGCUGCUCCCCAGGUUCGAUGAGGUGUAUGCCCGUUCCUACUGCUUCUCAGCCCACUAUAUCUACCACUUGCUCGUGAAUGGAUACAGAUUCACCGAGGAGACCUGGCCCCAAAUACAUUUUAAAAAAGAAGUGGGGAACAGCAGCAUAGCCUGGUCUCUGGGCUACAUGCUCAGCCUGACCAACCAGAUCCCAGCCGAAAGCCGCCUGAUCCGCCUGCCCAUGGACCCACCUGCCUUUAUGGGCAUCCUUGCCUUCUUCACAGCAGUGGCCUUGCUGUGUCUGGCAUUUCUUUUGUACCUGUAUGCUUCAUCCAGGAAGCAGAGGCACUCCCAGCAUGCCUUCGACCACACAGUGGAUUCUGAGUGAGCCUCGUGAAGCAGCUCCUGGAGCCUGAGGGCUGCCCAGAACCAGCCUGCAGAGCACCAGACAAUGCAAGCGAAAUGUCCAUCUUCAGGAAAUGCAACUAAAGUCAAAUACGUAGGUCAUGUGCCUCUCCGAGACUGACUUAUGCCAAAGCACCUCUUGGGGAGUACCCCAACCAUUCUGGGUACGUUGCUCCUCCAAAGGCCCUACCACCCACUCGCUGAUCUACUGGGGAACUGAGGAGAGAUAAGCCAUCAAUGUCAGGCUCUUUAUUCCAAGUGCCCUAGAGGAACAUUAAGUUGAGAAUAUGACAUUUUGAUGUUGAAGAGUUGACCUCAGGCUCAGUUUGCAUUUUUCCUUCCUCAGAAACGCAGUAUGCCUCCUGGCAAGUUUGGAAGCUGGCAGGCGCCCAUUAAGCAUUUAACACAGUUUUAGAUAUGUUGCAUUAUGGCUUUCUCCGAUUGAUUCUUAACUAAGACUUGGCAAUCCCAUAAACACUGAGCUCCCUCAGACUAGUAGAAUACAGUAUCUGGGGGAGAAGAUUCCUUUACCCCAAGGACAGUGGCCAUGGCCAGGCUCUGUCAUAGGGCAGAACCUGAAGGACAGAGACACACAGAAAAUCUCCCCGGAAACUGCAGUUCAUUUCCAGAGUGGGAUUCCCACUCAGCCUACUAGUCAGUAGAUUGCAGCCUGUGCGUAUGUCUUCAUUCUCGCCUGCCCUUCACAUGGCGGGGUCCUCCUAUAAAACAUUGACUCCUGGUGUGGCCAUCACGUAACAGAUCUUUUUGCCUUUGCUAGGCUUUUGCUUAGGGCUGUUUCUCCACUGACGGCGUGGUGUGUAUGUUUUGCCCACUGUUCCCACAAGUGUGCUCAAUGCUGUCCUGAGAUAGCCUUGCUUACCACUUUCCUCAGAGGAUGAGAAAGAGCUCCAGCAAGUCCAAUGGUGACAAACUAAAAAUCAGCAUUAUUUCAGAUUGUUGGUUAACUGAAUAUGGAAUAAAGGACUCUCGUUUUGACUUGAAA